AUGGCUUCGGUUUUCGGGCUCAACCUGGUCUGCAGGGAUCGAAGGGUGCAUGUGACAUGGCUACAAAAAGGAGAAAAAGAGCUGAAAGAAAAACUUCGUAUAAGGGUAUUUCGGACUUUUUGGUUGGGUGCUUGUACAGAAGACGAUUCCUUUCCGACCGGGGACGAGAAAGGAAAGAAAAAAACCUCAGACGACCCAGAAUUGUGUUGUUGGAGACACCCAGGAGCUAGAAAAAGGGGGCCGACGAUAUCACUGUCGGAGCAGUGCACAGACAACAAAAAGACAAGGAAAGGCACUCAUCUUUUAAUCAUAUCCGGGAUGCAGAAAACGACAUGUCAGAGUAUGUUUUGUGUAUACUGUGGCCGCGAAACACUUCAUGGUGCAAAGUUUCUCGUUACCGUUGGCUUAGUUCAGAAAGAGCCUCAUAAGCCUGAGUCCCAUCGCUCAUGUAUACAUGUGGAAUUUGGCAUCUUUGCAACUGGUAUCAGAUGAGAAACUGUAGACCCCGGGGGUGUUUAUGCAGAUAUAUUACAGUUGAAGAAGCUGAAAUUUUGGGUCAACCUUUACAUUUGCUGUUCUCAUUUACACUGACUGUACUGAUGGGACAUUCCUUGGAAGCUCAUUGUCACCUCCUUUUCCUGGUCCUUGCACACUCAGAACAGCAUUGGCACCUAAAAAGUGUGAUUUGUUGAACCCACCUAAAACGUGGUCCAAGUCCAAUCGGCAGAAUUCACAGAGGUGUGUUCCCUCUGGAUGAAGGUAAAAUGCGGAAAUCAAUAUGCAAGGUGGUCUUUUGGCAUGUCAGUACUAUAUUCAUAAAGCUCUUGAUAAGUUCUCUUCUAUGACAUGUAUACAGUAUACUGCAACUUGCUAUGAAAAUAGUUGACUGGAAUUUUUUUUUUUUUUUUUUUACCCUUGCGAUUGAUUAAAUGGGUCAAGGACCCUGAUUAAAUACUGCAACUUGCUAAAUUCGUUUUGGCAUAUAAUUAGAAAGACCGAGGA
This is a messenger RNA of Rosa chinensis, 1002 nucleotides long. RefSeq lists its product as uncharacterized. The coding region runs from base 1 to 492 and encodes 163 amino acids. The record is from RefSeq and is a predicted model, not a curated record. The transcript has 7 exons. Lineage: Eukaryota; Viridiplantae; Streptophyta; Magnoliopsida; Rosales; Rosaceae.